GAGCCGGGGAUUGACAGUUUUUGCCGUCGCGCAUACAUAAGCAUGCUUGGCGGGCUGUCCUGGGCCUCUGCUGUACAGCGCUGACCGCUCCAGCAAGACGCUUGAGGCCGUGCGCGGCUCAACUCCCGCCGGGCGCCAAAGCUAGGCUGCUCCUUCGCUACCGCCGCGGCGGGGCGCGCGGCUCCGGGAGGACCGGCAGAACUUGUUACUGACGAUGAAACGCCUCCUCCUCGUCGCCGCCGCCGCCGCGGGCUGGAUGACGAAACAGAAGCCCAUCCCGAACCUCGGCGUGGUCCUACGGCCGCGCGAGGGCGUGACGAGCCGACCAAGCACUCUACGACGUUUAAGAGGCGAAGGCGUGGCGCGCGUCAAGCUCGAGACGUACGGCGCGCGCGAAGUACGGGAAGCCGUCGCGAAUUUGGGGACGGGCGCCAGAGUAGCUGUAUCGAUACCCGACGCGGAAGUAGAAGACGUGUCGAAGGGCGGCGCCGCGGCGGACCGCGUCUGCGCCGCAAUCAAGAGCGUCCACGAACACGUGGACGGCGUCCUCGUGGGCGUGACGCCGCCGAGUGGUGCCGGUGCUGAUUUAAAACGCUUAGCUCAGAUCGCAAACGCGAGUCGAUCCGUCUCGAAGGCCUGCUCCACCAUAAAUGCGUCCGUGCCCGUGACCACGGCUUUUGACCUCAACGUGUUACGCUCGUCCUACCCGCCGUCCGCGUCGCUCUUCGCGGCGCCGGGACCGCUGCGCGAGGUCCUGGUCCAUUUACGAGAGACGAAGGCGCCCUUCGCCAUCCAGCUUGACCCCUACGGGGCCUGGCGGAGCUCGUAUUAUGAUGUCUCUCUAGAUUUCGCGACGUUUGCGUUGGAUCCAUCGCGAGAUCGGCCGCAAUUCGUCGACGACGGGAGCGGCGCGCAGUACUACGCGCUCAUUGAUGCCAUGCUCGAUAGUGUACGGUGGGCCCUCGCCAAAGAAGGUUUUGGGGAUCUAGAUGUGGUCAUCACGCGCGUGGGCUGGCCCUCUGGUUUAGUGGAUACGGUGAACCCGCCGCCGGCGGCCGACGCGCCCGGAGCUGGUGCUACUCUCGAGUUGGCCGCGUCGUUCGCGCACGGUCUAGGUAAAAGGAGAGGUGUAUUAGGCGCUUCUGCCCCGGAGCUCCAGAAGAACGUCAAUCAAGGCUACGUCGUCGCUUAUAUAUAUGAGGCCGACGACGGCGCGCCGGCGCCGGAUGGGCUGCGCUGGGGCGUCUGCGGCCAGCAGGGCUCGCUGAAAUAUUCCAUACGGACCGGGGCUGUUGUGGCUCCUCGCUUGAGGACGGCCUCGACGGCUUGUCUGGGGCCAGCUUGCAUCAGGAAGCGCUUCUCGCACGCGAAGCAGCACGACGUCGAGAUGGCCGCCCUCGGUGUCGCUGUCGGCGCUCUCAUCCUAGGCGUAGCGGCCUUCGUGGCGAUCCUGUCCAUCCAGCCGGCCCAGGCGCGGUCGCCGCGGUCGCCGACGCAGGUCGAGCGCAUCAUGCGCGUCGCGAAUCAGCGCGCCGAGGAGAACCAGCGCGCCGCGCGCGCGGCGCCGUCCCUGCUCAAGCCGCAGGACCUCCUGCGGUGGGGGUCGCGCCCCUUGAUGACCGUGGCGGAGUCGCCUGGGGCAUCCGACGUGGAAGGGUCCGAGGCGGGCUCGCUCAAGAAGCGAUAGUGGCCCGUCUCCUCGUUUCGUCUUUUAAUCGUGUUGUUUCUAUCA
Pelagomonas calceolata is the source of this 1732-nucleotide messenger RNA. The record is from the annotation of a GenBank genome assembly. NCBI's taxonomy places the organism in Eukaryota, Pelagophyceae, Pelagomonadales, Pelagomonadaceae.